UUUGAAAGGGUGAUUCCCAUCAUAGGUUCUUCGUAAACAUUUUGUCUCAAAUAUUCUCCUUACAGAUAAAAAGUUCACAAUUUGACGGAAAUUGCGGAAAUUGGCAUCUCUGCUUUUGACGUGUCAUUUUAACAUUUAUUCAUGUCGGUGAAUUUUUAGGUUAGCCACAUUUUAGAUUAGAUUAUCCCUAUAACGUUAGCAAAGUAUCAUCUAACGAUAUGGCAGAUAGUUCCAGUGAAAAAAUAUCUAAGAAUGAAUUAAAACGGCGCCUCAAAGCCGAACAGAAAUUAAAAGAGAAGGCUGAAAAAGCGGAGAAAGUACCGCCUGUUGCCGCAACAGAAAAAAAAGCGUCGAAACAGGAGGAGGAAAUUAGUCCAAAUGAAUAUUACAAGCUGCGUACAGCUGCAGUGGCGGCGCUUAAGGAGGGAUCUAAAGAUGACCAUCCAUAUCCUCACAAGUUCAAUGUUACAACCUCUUUAGAAGAAUUCAUUGAAAAGUACAACAACUUAAAUAGUGGCGAAGUAUUAGAAAAUGUGACCCUGUCUGUUGCUGGCAGAGUGCAUUCUAUUCGAGAGUCUGGGGCCAAGCUCAUAUUCUAUGACUUAAGAGCUGAAGGAGUUAAAAUCCAGGUCAUGGCCAAUGCCAAAAUGUAUGAAUCUGAAGAUAAGUUUAUAGUGGACACUGAUAAAUUAAGAAGAGGUGACAUUAUAGGUUGUGUUGGUCAUCCUGGAAAGACAAAGAAGGGGGAACUUUCUGUUGUACCUAAAACUAUUAAAUUACUUUCACCGUGUCUACACAUGCUGCCACACUUACAUUUCGGACUUAAAGAUAAAGAAACUAGGUUUAGAAAGAGGUAUCUUGACCUCAUUUUGAAUGACAAGGUAAGACAAACUUUCUACACAAGAGCAAAGAUAAUUGCUUAUGUAAGGCGCUUCUUAGACAACAUGGGAUUCUUAGAAAUUGAAACUCCAAUGAUGAACAUGAUCCCUGGAGGUGCAACAGCCAAACCUUUCAUCACACAUCACAAUGACCUCAACAUGGACCUGUACAUGAGGAUAGCCCCUGAGUUAUACCACAAAAUGUUGGUUGUUGGGGGUUUAGACAGAGUUUAUGAAAUUGGGAGGCAGUUCCGAAAUGAAGGAAUUGAUUUGACGCACAACCCAGAAUUCACAACAUGUGAAUUUUAUAUGGCAUAUGCUGAUUAUAAUGAUCUUAUUACCAUUACUGAAACAAUGUUAUCAGGAAUGGUGAAGAGUAUCCACGGGACAUACAAGGUUAAAUACCACCCAGACGGCCCUGACGGCGAAGAAGUGGAAGUUGACUUUACGCCUCCAUUUGCGCGAGUGCCUAUGAUCGCUACUUUAGAAAAAGUAUUGAACACCAAGCUCCCACCCUCUGACAAACUUGAUUCGCCCGAAGCUAAUGCUCUACUUAGUCAGCUUUGUGAGAAACACGAGGUUGAAUGUCCACCACCUAGAACAACAGCUCGACUUCUAGACAAGCUAGUAGGCGAGUUCCUUGAAGAUAAAUGUAUCAAUCCAACAUUUAUUUUAGAUCACCCUCAGAUAAUGAGUCCUUUAUCUAAAUACCAUCGAGACAUACCAGGAUUGACGGAAAGGUUUGAGCUAUUUGUUAUGAAGAAAGAGAUCUGCAAUGCAUAUACCGAGUUGAACGACCCAGCCACGCAGCGAGAACGGUUUGAACAACAGGCAAAGGAUCGUGCAGCGGGUGACGACGAGACUCCGCCGACUGACGAGGCGUUCUGCACGGCUCUCGAAUACGGAUUACCUCCAACGGCAGGAUGGGGUUUAGGUGUUGAUAGACUUACAAUGUUCUUAACUGAUUCCAAUAACAUUAAGGAAGUAUUGCUCUUCCCAGCGAUGAAACCAGAUGAUCCCAACAAGCACAACACUGAAGAAAACGCAGCAGACGGAGCCACGACACAAAACGGCGUAUAGACAAUCACAGAAUUUUAUGAAAUACCAGUGUGUGGACUUUUUGUUUUUAAUGUAUAACUGCUAAAAAUAAAUUAUUUUGAUUAAAUUCAAAGUUAUGUUUGA
This is a messenger RNA of Manduca sexta (tobacco hornworm), 2060 nucleotides long. It is a transcript of the gene LysRS, whose product is annotated as lysine--tRNA ligase. The transcript has 8 exons. Gene Ontology annotation, cellular component: aminoacyl-tRNA synthetase multienzyme complex; cytoplasm; mitochondrion. Gene Ontology annotation, molecular function: tRNA binding; ATP binding; lysine-tRNA ligase activity. Bases 219 to 1958 code for a protein of 579 amino acids. The record is from RefSeq and is a predicted model, not a curated record. Gene Ontology annotation, biological process: lysyl-tRNA aminoacylation. Lineage: Eukaryota; Metazoa; Arthropoda; Insecta; Lepidoptera; Sphingidae.